Messenger RNA from Emiliania huxleyi CCMP1516, 834 nucleotides. RefSeq lists its product as hypothetical. The transcript is spliced from 2 exons. Lineage: Eukaryota; Haptophyta; Isochrysidales; Noelaerhabdaceae. The coding region runs from base 1 to 834 and encodes 277 amino acids. The record is from RefSeq and is a predicted model, not a curated record. Gene Ontology annotation, molecular function: hydrolase activity, acting on ester bonds; hydrolase activity, acting on carbon-nitrogen (but not peptide) bonds, in linear amides.
AUGAGGCUCAGCACCCUCUCGUGUCUUCUCAGCACCGCCGAUUCCCUCUCGCCGCGUCCACGCGUGGUUGUCUCGGGUGGCACUCACGGAAACGAGUACACCGGCGUAUGGGUCCUCCAACGCCUGCAGUUGCGCUCGGCGGAGCUCGCAGAGCAGCACCCUUCUAUCGCCAUCGAAACACUCUUCGCAAACCCACCGGCUCACGCUGCCAAUCGCCGCUUUAUCGACGACGAUCUCAAUCGCCAGUUUAGCGCGGCGACCCUUGCCGACACGACGGCAUCCAGCUUUGAGGCCGGGCGCGCCAAGGCAAUCGCAGCAGACAUGGGGCCAAAGGGCGCCGCCGCCGACGCGGCUGUGUGCAUCGACAUGCACACCACCACCGCCAACAUGGGCUGCACCGUUAUUGUGAGCUCGUACAGCACCCUCGCGCUUCGAGCCGCUGCGUUUGUGCACACGCACUGGGACGACGCCGACGAGGCAUCGCCGCCGCUGCCGCUGCGCGUGAUGGUUGAGGAGUGCAGCCAGUGCGAGGCGGCGCACCUCGCCAGCGUCGCGCGGCACGGCAUCGAGAUCGAGGUGCCCUUUGUGGACGGCGCCGACGCCGACGGCGCGCUCCCCGGGGCGGUGGUCGCCGCUUCGCUGCAGGACCGCGACUUCGCUCCGCUGCGGGCCGGCGAGGCGCUCUUCGAGGCGCUGGACGGCUCUCUCGUGCCUUACGACGGCUCGCUCGGCGAGGUCGUCCACCCCGUCUUCAUCAACGAGGCGGCCUACUACUACAGGGAAAGCGGAAGGGGCGUCGGCAUGUCGCGGCCCGUCGAGUGGCCGGUACUGUGA